Messenger RNA from Coccidioides immitis RS, 1429 nucleotides. RefSeq lists its product as uncharacterized. NCBI's taxonomy places the organism in Eukaryota, Fungi, Ascomycota, Eurotiomycetes, Onygenales, Onygenaceae. The record is from RefSeq and is a predicted model, not a curated record. The coding region runs from base 191 to 484 and encodes 97 amino acids. The transcript is spliced from 2 exons.
CGUGUUUUAAGGAGGGAGCUAGACCGUUCGCCAGGGGCUGACUAGCUGGGGUCUUUUAAAAGUGCAGGGAUGUAUUUGUUUAGGGCUUAAGAUCUCGAUAAUGGAAAAUGUUGAACAGCCUCAAAACCUGAGAUUUCCAUUGACUUACGAAUGGUUGUUGUGAUGAUAGUCCCCUUCAGUGGACAACAGCAUGCGACUGUUCAUGCGGAUCUCCAUUGAUUUCCGAACUGACAAACUAAUUACCGGACAGCCCUCUUUUUUUCGGUUUAAGCAUACUUUUGUAUUCCACCAUCAACAGAGGUGGUCCUUUAUGCUAAGCAUCAAAACAGAAAAGCAACAGCACAGCGUUUCCCCAGCAGACCAAACAAAGCUGAAAAAGGUUGAACCCGUUCCUACACAUAGCCACUGGAAAGCGAUGGUUCAUGGUUCUCCACAGUCAUCGAACCAAGUUUUUCAAAAACUGCUAACGUGCCACAGACCUUAAUUUCGUCCUGCGAGAUAAAUAAACUUGGCUUUUUACGGCAGGCCCCAAACAUCAAGCUCUGGGAAUACGGAUGUCCACAGCUCCGUGUAAAAGAAUCGUUCAAAGCCCCCAACGUUCGAAACCAUAUGCUCGGCCAUACACUGAAUCUUGGCCUAUGGGACGUUUGGCGGCUCUCCUUCAGCUCCGUGGCAAGUAACGAGGAGAACCAAGGGUGCAUCUAGUUGAAAGUUGCUGGCGUUUCACGCAAGUACGUUAACGGUUACCUAACGGGAACCCUGGGGUCAGCUAGCAUCGGCUACCCUAUGCAGAAACCUCGGCGCAACAAGUUAUGGUUUCGAGAUCAAAGCUAGUCCACCCAACCUCGAGGAUUUGCGCGUCACGCUGGCGCGGCAUUGAGUGGAGAUCGUAUGGAACCGUUGGCCAGCCAAGAAGCUGUGAAUGCAUACUCCCUGCGAAGGUCGGAGGAGACAUCGGAUCUAAGCUGAUUAACUACCUAAUUAGAGAGCAAUGACAUUUGUUCGCUAUACUGAGCGCUCCAUACAGGCAUCCGGGCGCGGGGGGGGGGGGGGAAGGAAAUUUGGUUAGGGCCAUGCGCCUCCGCUCUCAGGUGCUAAAAGAUGGGGAUAAAGAUCUAGGUUUUGCCCGUUACUUGCCAUCAUUUCCUAGGAAUUGAGUCACGCAUAAAGGGCAGAAUUUUGGUAUACAGCCAAUCCCAGUCCCUUCAAGCCACCGCUCAAAGAUAGCAGCCUUCGUUUGUCUGCGUAUCUCGAGUGGGCGUUCACUCUGUUUCCAUCUCUUCCUCUUGGACUUGCCGCAGCGCGUGGAGAGAGCCAUAUGCGCAAGAGGCGUGGACAGGAGUAAGAUUAAAUUUCCAUCGCUGCGAAUUCUCCGGCAUUGGACCGACGGGCCCACUUUGCAUGGAGUCCCUGAAAAUUUUAUUUUAAC